Mya arenaria is the source of this 2076-nucleotide messenger RNA. RefSeq names its product guanylate-binding protein 2-like. NCBI's taxonomy places the organism in Eukaryota, Metazoa, Mollusca, Bivalvia, Myida, Myidae. The transcript has 5 exons. The record is from RefSeq and is a predicted model, not a curated record. Gene Ontology annotation, molecular function: GTP binding; GTPase activity. Bases 137 to 1267 code for a protein of 376 amino acids.
UCUAGUGUACAAGGCUGGGGAAUCGGACAUUUUAAGGAAUUUCAACGAACCAAGGCAACUUAUUCGAAGAUAUUUCAAGAAUAGGACAUGCUUUGCCUUCCCUAUCCCAUGCACAAAGCCCGAAAAUCUAGAUUCAAUGCCGGAUUUUCAGAUUGCCCAAGGGUUUUUGCAACGUUUAAACGACUUGCACCAAUACCUUUGCCAAUGUAGCCCGAUGAAACUUAAAUCAGGAAAGCCUGUAAACGGAAGAAUGCUGAAAACGAUGAUUAUAUGCUACAUCAAUUCCGUGAAGAAAAACAUGGCACCGUGUAUAAACGAUGCUAUGAAAAGGAUGGCUGACGAGGAAAAUCAGUUUGCAGUGAUGAAAGCGUCGGAAUGCUACAAAGAAGAAAUGAAAAAGAGGAUAAACAAAAUCAUGCCAAAUGAGAGAGGGCUUGAGAAAUAUCACACUGAUUGCAUGGACGAAGCUAUGAAGAUAUUAAAGGAUAUUGUUGUUGUUGAUGAUGGAGAUAUAUUUCACAGAAAAACAGCCGAAUGUUUCGAAGAUAAUUUGAAACGAUUCAAGUCAUAUGUAGAGAGAGACUCCCUUGACAGGUGUAGAAGGUCUUUAAAACAGCUCGACAUGAAAAUUCAACAGAAUAUCAGAGAGAAGAAGUAUGCUCAUGUGCGUGGUUACAGCGAAUAUAUGGAAGACAUUAAAACGCUUGCUGAUAAAUUCAUAGAGCAAGAAUAUUACCUUGGACCAAUGACCAAAGCUGCCUUGCAGGAAUAUAUGGAUACAAAGGUCGAAGAAGAGCAACUUGUUUACGAAAUGGUUAAGGACAAACUUGAUGCAGAAUCAGAAUGUCAGUUGCAUCGCCUUUCAUCUAGUUCAGUCCCGAUGCUAAGGAAGUUUGCAGAUGUUACAGAAGGGGAACAGUCAGUUGAAAAGAAGGCACUGGAGUCAUUUGAAAAGUUGGAAAGUGAUGGACGAAAGAGUAUUGGAUCACAAUAUCUUGAGAACCUGAAAAUGAAGACACAAGAAAUAGAGCAGGCUAAAGCAGAGUUAUCAGAAGACGACAUAUACUAUAAGAAACUUGUAGCAGAGUGCGACAUCUGGGAUAAUAUUUACAAACAGGCGAAAUUCGCGAAAAAUCAGAAAUUGAUCCCCUCGGAGGAUAUACCGUUCAACCCUCGAGAGGCUAAACGGCAAGAAAAUUUGAAAUUGAAAAGUAAGGGAUAUGGAUUGAAAAAAGCCCAUGCAAAUCCAGAAUGUCAAAUAAUUUAAAAACACAAGACACUCAGAAAUAUAUCAUAAUCAUAUAUCUCAAGAAUAUGAAUAUGUUUCACAAACAAAUGUUGACACUUAAUUUCUUCUUAGACUAAAUACGGAUUUAUCAAACAAGAGUAUAUACUUGAUACUUAUAUACAUUUUAGAACUAUUAAGAGUGAUGCUAAAACUAUUUGACAAAACAGUCGACUAUGGGUGCACGUAUUACUUUCCAAUGUGCGUAAAUUUAUAAAGGUAUAUUUCUUAUCCAGUACGUUAUAUUUGUGACACUUGUAAGCAUCAUAUAAAUGCUUUUUAAUGUUUAAAAGAUAGUCUUUAAAUGAUUGCGUGAAUUUGUAUUGUGUUUCAAUUUCAAUGGAAGUUGGUAACAAUGUGCCAUAUAUUUUAAAUAUGAGGAUAUUGUUGUAGGAAAACGUACAAAAUGGUAUGUUUUUUUAGCAAAAUGGUAUGCGCUUAUUUGUGUGCAUUUUUAGCAAAUGGAAAUCUGCAAAACAGUACGUACCAAACAAUGUGUGCUUUUGUAGCAAACAUAACGGUUCGUGUGCGAAAACGAUAUGCUUUUAAAUAGCAAAAUGGUGAAUGGGCAAAACGGUAUGUUCAUUUGUCGCAAAAUAAUGUGCGUUUUGUUGCAAUACAGUACCGCAUAAUGGUAUUCUAAAGUCCUGAUCUUUGAACAUGUAUUGCUGUACUCAGAUAUAUGCUAGUUUAUUAUCCUUCUUUCUUUCUUGUUUGCCAAGAUGACACAUUUGCUUUUCUUUAAGAAAAGUUAAAACAUGAUAUAAAUAAAUGUUUUAUUUUUAUUCUUA